UACAGGCAGCUUCUCAGAAUGAAUAAUCCCUGGAAAGGAAGCUAAAAGUUUGGUGAACAUUCCUUAGUGACUUAAGAGGCACUUCAAGGUCAAAUAAGAGAUGGCUGUUAAGUGGCUGCCUGGCCAUCAGGGAAACAAGUGGGUCCCUGAUGCCAGGAGGUCUGUCAAAAUUAAAGUUCAGUCCUGCUUAGAUAACCUGGAAGAGUCUCAAGACUAUGUUGAGGCUGCCGACGGUGGUGGGUGAAGGGGCAAGGUUCUGGAAUGCCCGGACUUCUGCGUUAGGUGAAUAGAACAUGGAUACCUCGUCACUUUGGAUGCAGACCCGAUUGUAUGAGCGACCAAGUAGGCUGCUCUGAUCCAAGGUUUGCUGCGGGGAUCAGGAAGGAGCCCAAAUGGGCAACGUACAGGAGCGGCCAUCGGAGACCAUUGACCGGGAACGGAAACGGCUGGUAGAGACAUUGCAGGCAGACUCUGGGCUGCUGCUGGACGCGCUGGUGGCCCGGGGCGUCCUCACUGGGCCCGAGUAUGAAGCCUUGGAUGCGCUGCCUGAUGCAGAGCGCAGGGUGCGCCGCCUACUGCUGUUGGUGCAGAGCAAGGGCGAGGCAGCCUGCCAGGAGCUACUGCGCUGUGCCCAACAAACUGUGCGCAUGCCAGACCCGGCCUGGGAUUGGCAGCACGUGGGGCCUGGCUACCGGGACCGCAGCUAUGACCCUUCAUGCCCAGGCCACUGGACGCCAGAAGCACCCAGUUCAGGGACCACAUGUCCUGGGCUGCCCAGAGCUUCAGAACAAGAGGAGGUCGGAAGUCCCGAGAGCUCUGAGGCAGUGCAGCCUGAAACUCCAGAGAAGCCAGAACUAGAAGCUGAAGCUACUGAAGGGGAUGAGCUAGACCUGGAACAAGAACUGGAUCCAGAACAAGAGCCAGAGGUAGAACCAGAACCGGAGCCAGAGCCGGAGCCCGAGCCGGAGCCGGAGCCAGAGCCCGACUUCCAAGAAGAGGAUGAGUCUGAAGAUUCCUGAAGGCCAGAAUCUUUACCUGUGGAGAUCCUAUUCAAGCUGGAUAAAACCCAGAAAUCUGCCAGAGCUUGACCCAAUCAAUGCACCAAGACUUCAUUUACUGCCAAAUGAAUAAACUCGGGAGGGUUAGCCUGGACCUCACUCUCCACAACUCUGGCUCUUUGCUCAAGAACUGAGGGUGGGCGUGGGUCUGAAUCCCACUGACCUGAGCAGGCUUGUGUGAAAAUACCCCCACCCCCUCAACAGCAUUCCACUCCCAAAAUAGCCCAAGCUGUAUUUCUGGAGAUCUCAGAUUCAGGCCCCUAAAUCUGACUCUCCCUCACCCCACUUUUUUCCCCUCAGGGGCCAUUUGGAAGCCCCAAUGAGCAACAUUUCCACUCCAUGGAAAUCACUAGGCUUGGGGUACCAAGCAAGUAAAAGUGGGGGGGGGGUGUCCGUCCACAUAUGGAGAGAAGUCUUGGAGCUCACAGUCUUCAAAGGAGGACCUGAGAGGAAACUUGAGUAGACAGAAGCCACACACAUCAUUGUAACCGCUGUUUAAUUGUCUGGCUUUCCUCUGAACUGGGAGCUCAGUGUGGGGUGUGGGGGUCUAACCAGUCACAGACAUACACAAGGAGCUCUGUACGUAUCUACCAAGUAAACAAAUAAGAACUUCCCAGCUGUACUUCCAAGCUUCACAGAUGGAAAAAUUAAACAAAAAAGCCAGGGUUGGGACAG
Messenger RNA from Grammomys surdaster, 1733 nucleotides. RefSeq names its product nucleolar protein 3 (gene Nol3). Gene Ontology annotation, biological process: negative regulation of extrinsic apoptotic signaling pathway; negative regulation of intrinsic apoptotic signaling pathway; negative regulation of release of cytochrome c from mitochondria. The record is from RefSeq and is a predicted model, not a curated record. Bases 393 to 1019 code for a protein of 208 amino acids. Gene Ontology annotation, molecular function: death effector domain binding; cysteine-type endopeptidase inhibitor activity involved in apoptotic process; death receptor binding. Gene Ontology annotation, cellular component: mitochondrion. NCBI's taxonomy places the organism in Eukaryota, Metazoa, Chordata, Mammalia, Rodentia, Muridae. The transcript is spliced from 4 exons.